Cottoperca gobio is the source of this 2263-nucleotide messenger RNA. RefSeq names its product ADP-ribosylation factor-like protein 9. Bases 181 to 921 code for a protein of 246 amino acids. The transcript has 4 exons. Lineage: Eukaryota; Metazoa; Chordata; Actinopteri; Perciformes; Bovichtidae. Gene Ontology annotation, molecular function: GTPase activity; GTP binding. The record is from RefSeq and is a predicted model, not a curated record.
AAACAUCGUUUGGAGGAGUUCCUCCUCGGCUUCCGGUCUGUUAAUCCACUUGUUGAGUCACGGAGGAGAACGGGGAGGUGGAUGGAAAGUGAAAGAUUCACUUAAACUCCAACAAUGGCGGAAACUGACAGGUAAAAAGCGGCAGUUAGGAAGGAAAAUAAAACCCGGCGCUUGAGCACGAUGUUCGGGCUAAGGGAAGCCGGUGUCCUCGGCGCCUCCGUCGCUCUCGCUGGGGGAGUCGCUUAUCUUGUCUGGAACUACGCGUCCUCCUCCGGGGAGAAGAAGCCUGAAACACGGCCGGAGAAAGACGGUAAAAGUGCCGAAGAGGAGCGAAGAGAGGAAGAAGCGGAACAAACGGUGGUCGCUGCUGAAGCUCCGGAAACAUCAGAGUCCAAGCCUGUGGAGUCCGCGGGGACACAAGUUCUGGUUCUGGGUCUGGAUGGAGCCGGUAAGACGAGCCUGCUGCACUGUUUGUCCACUGGCUGCUUGAAGCAGGACAUGCAUCCGACGCAGGGCUUCAACGCCGUCUCCAUCAACAGAGAGGACCUGCACAUCGAGUUCCUAGAAAUUGGAGGUAAAGAGGAGCUUCGGCCGUACUGGCAGAAGUACAUGUCCAGGGCGCUGCUGCUGGUAUUUGUGGUCGACUCCUCCAACCCUGAGCUUUUCCCCGUCGCUAAGAAGCAUUUACACGAGCUGCUGGCCUCCGACCCCCGCCUGCCUUUAAUGGUACUGGCCAACAAACAGGACCUUCCGGGAUCCUGCAGCAUCACCGACCUCCAUGACGCUCUGUCUCUGUCCGAGGUCGGAGACCGCAAGUUGUUCCUCAUCGGCACCCAUGUGAAGAAGAGCGCGGCAGAGCUCAGCUCCGGCGUCCUGGACGCUCGGGACCUGAUCAUCCAGAUGGUUUGCGACAGCAGAUAAAGCUCUGUUGGUGGUUGUCACUCAAUCCUGUGUUUUUGAUAAUGACCCUGAAAUGAUUUCACUACAGCAGUUUGUCUGAAAGUCUUAUUUAUUUAUGAGAAACAAACGUUUUUGUAUGUUUUUGGUAUUUUGUAUUCGGGAUUAUAGAAGUAGAUUCUGAAAACUCUUUUGUUGUUUCACCGUUUACGAAAAGAUUCGAUCUUUUCAUCUUCAUUUAAACUCUGGGACACACUUGUGUUCAAAUCUUCACCAAAGAUUUAUCUCCAUGAAAGCCAUGAAUGUUUCACUUUACAAGACUGUUACCCGACGUAACGAGCACUGGAGACGACUGUCCGAUGGCUCCGGAUGAAAGCAGAUUUGUUUCAGGCUGCACAGUCACUCAGGCCUUCUGUGUCGCUGCUGGGAGCAGCUUCAUCACCAGCUUCAUCACCAGCUUCAUCACCAGCUUCAUCACCAGCGACGAGCCGACAGGCAGCAGGUUCUCCGUGUGUCAUGAUCCACAGAAUAUUUAAAGCUGUUCUAGGCACGAUUUUCAUGAGAAAAUUAAACGCAUCACAUCAACUAAAAGUACAAAGUGAGGCGAUGGUACAUCUCUGAGGAUUUAAACUUUUCAAACAUUCACACUCGACUAUCGCAGCUUUAAGAAAAAGAAGAUCUUAAACUUGUGAUCCGUUGACGAGCGUUCUUAUGUGCCGUUCAGAUUUCAACUAAUUAAAAUGUGACGGCACAACUACUUACAGCUCGGGUGGGGAAUGUAUUUUAGAGAAUUGUUUUUAUAUAUUUGUUGAAAUACUGGCUUUACAUCCACACAGAAAUCAAUAAAUCAAAUGCUCUGACAAAAUAAAACAGCUGUUGACGUAAACGAGUCGAGAGAGCUGCUUUAAUAUUCAGCUGUCUUUGCAUCAUACUGAGUGAUCAGACGCACAGCCAAUAACUUUAUACCUGCAGGAGUGUUGUUGUUAUAUUACAGCUUUAAAAACAGUAUUGCUUUUAUGACCCAGGUCAGUACGUACUUUGAUAAGUGUUUAUCUUAAAGUUUACUUUAAGCUUUGUGUUUUUGCUGCUUGUUCCUUGUUAGUUCGUCUUAAUCCUUGUUUAUUUGGUGAAAUCUGUUUAAUUCACUGUUCGUUAACUUUGGGAUAAAGGGGAACUACAUUGUUGUGUGCAAAGUCUUCAUGUGUACCUUUUUAAAAAAGAAAAGAAUGUAAAGGUUUUAAAGAACACUUUCUUUUUUUAAUUCAUCCAGAUUUUCAGAGUUGUUUUCCAAUACCAAAGCAUGUCCCACAUCCAGUAUUGUGUGAACAGUAUUGUGUGAACAGUAUUGUGUGAACAGUAUUGUGUG